UUCUCUUGUAUCAGAAGGUGGAGCUUCAGACCUUUUAUAAUCUUGAGUCACACAUUUUGUCCUUUCUGUGUUGCGAAGAAUUUGCACUUGUUCGAGACUUCCAGCAGCAAGUGCUUAGAAACAUGGCUGGGAAACCUAAGCUUUACUACUUCAAUGGAAGGGGGCGAAUGGAAACCACAAGGUGGCUACUGGCUGCAGCUGGGGUUGAGUUUGAAGAACAAUUUAUUGAGUCAAAGGGGUGUCUAGAAAAGUUAAGACAGGAUGGAUACCUGCUGUUUCAGCAAGUGCCCAUGGUGGAAAUUGAUGGAAUGAAGAUUGUGCAGACUCGAGCUAUUCUCAACUACAUUGCAGCAAAAUACAAUCUCUAUGGGAAGGACCUGAAGGAGAGAGCAUUCAUUGAUAUGUAUUGUGAAGGAGCUAUGGAUCUGAAUGAAAUGAUAAUGAUGCUUCCCUUCAAACCAGCUGACACGAAGGAGAAGGAGCAUGCAACAAUUUUUGAAAGAGCUACCACCAGAUACUUCCCAGUCUUCGAAAAGGUCCUUAAAGAUCAUGGCCAGGGUUUUCUUGUUGGAAAUAAGCUCAGCAGAGCAGAUGUUCAGUUGCUUGAAACUAUUUUGAUGGCAGAAGAGCUGAAGGCUGAUAUUAUCUCCAAAUUCCCUCUUUUAAAGUCUUUUAAAGAGAAAAUAAGCAACAUCCCUACAAUUAAGAAAUUUCUGCAGCCUGGUAGUCCGAGAAAACCACCAAUGGAUGAAAAGGCUUGUGAAAAAGCAAUGAAAAUUUUCCACUGAAUUAUGGCUGAGGAUCAUGGCUAAUACGCUGUUGUAGCUAUAGGCAAAGUGCUAGAAUUGAAAUGGGGCAGUGAUUUCACAUCACUGGGGGUGGCUACAAAUAGCUACAGUAGGAACCUCAAUGGAUAAUAUGACAAGAUUAAUGAAGAAAAAAAUAUGGUAAUACUGUGUGCCACUAUACAAAAACGAAAUAAACCAUUCUACAGCGUUUGUAUUUUA
This is a messenger RNA of Rhineura floridana, 1007 nucleotides long. RefSeq names its product glutathione S-transferase-like. The record is from RefSeq and is a predicted model, not a curated record. NCBI's taxonomy places the organism in Eukaryota, Metazoa, Chordata, Lepidosauria, Squamata, Rhineuridae. Gene Ontology annotation, biological process: xenobiotic metabolic process; glutathione metabolic process. Gene Ontology annotation, molecular function: glutathione transferase activity. The coding region runs from base 123 to 788 and encodes 221 amino acids. The transcript is spliced from 7 exons.